AUGCCUAUCAACUUCGCCGAGUCUUCUAUUCCAAGAUAUGGAUGGAGCAAACCAACUAUUGUCCAUAUUCCUACUAGCUACCAACAGGAUGUAGCCAGAGCUCAUUCAAGCGAUGAUCCAUUCGCUGCAUCUGAUAUGCAUGACAUUCCGCUUCAUGAAGACUCUCCUUAUGAUGAUUUUUUGAAGCAAGAUGGCAAUCAAGCUCCUAUUUCGGAGCAAACACCCUCGCAGCCAUCCCCAUCGCCAUGGGGCAUGGGACGCAGUCUUACCAAGUCCAAACCGUCUUCCCAGGUAGAUCGCGAUGAAGCACGAUCUGAAUGGGAGACCGUUGCUGGUGAUGAUGAGCGUCACUAUCAAGUAACCGGCCCCCCAAAGGCCAAGGUCACGCUGAAGAGUCUGGGACUCGUCCCUGACACUGACGAUGAAGAUGGUGGCGACGACGUUAAAGGAAAAGGAAUCAAGCCGCCUUUCAAGAGGCCCGGUACUCCAUUUGACGCGUUUGGCUUCUCUAACCGUUCGGGAGAGCAUGAAGCAAAUCCCAUCAGAGUGGACCAAGACGCGAACUAUGGCUCAGCCUUUGUUCACCAUGGACACACUGAGUUCAUCAGACAGCCCGUCUAUGGAGUAGGAGUCCAUGAAACAGGCCCAUCUCGGCCAACAGGACGUCGAGGCUUCCCAGUUAAUUCCAAGACUUCGAGCAGCGAGAGUACAGAUCAUUUCAAGUACGAUGGGGAGGCCUACUCUACCUUUCUGCAUCCAUCCAGUACACGAGAAACAAAAGACUCCACGUCUCGCCCUACAACUACGAACAAGGAAAGAGGCUUGAGCAUGCGAGCCAAAUUUGAAUCAAAAGAGUCUACUAUGCCCAGCAAGACUGCCUUUUACAAUCCGACCGCGCUUGGCAGCGAGCGCAGCCCAGAGACUACCAAAGCAGAAAAUGGUGAAUGCCGGCCACGAGCUCACACCGAUGAAGGUACAGAUGCCGAUUGGCAAACUGUCACCACUGGACCUGUUGGCGGAGCUGCAGACCAAUCCGAGCUCAAUCUCAUCAAAGGCACGGGCAGCAGCCUUGCGGAUGUUUCUGAUUUUAUUGAAGAGCAUCCCUACCCAGCCAAGAGCUACAACGCCGUUGGUAAGAUUUCACACCGACGCAAUCGAUCUAUCCAUCAUCUCAAAGGCUACUACGCCGAAACUUUUGCUCAGGCCAAACCUCGUGUUGGUAAUCAGUAUGGAGCCCCGGCCGUUUAUCAACGUCAGCAGAGAACCGUACGCGAGGCUUUUCAGCCUGCUACUCGCGCUGCGGCUCCUUUUCGGCGGCCCUCAAAUCCUUUUUUGACUCCUCCCAAUUGGAAGACCUCGGGUCGUAUUACGGAGUUAGAAGACGGCCCUGAUGAUUAUCAGCCUGCAAGCUCGAGCAAAAAUGUUCAAGCGCAGGCAGACACUACUCUAGCCCUGACACGAACCGAUUCCGCCGAGACUGUCUGGCCCCAAGUCAUUCGUCAUAAUGAGACAGUAAAUGAGUUUGACCAGGCAUUUUGCGAAACUCGAAUUAAGGAUACGACACUGCCUAGCGACGAUUCUACCAACGCAUUCUCUCGUUUGCCAUUCGAACUGAUCGACUUGAAAGAGGCUGCUAAAACUUAUGGCUCUCAAAGAUACCGCAACGCAGAUGAAGCUGACUCUUUUGCUCAGAGAGCCAGACUUGGACCUCUCUGGUCGGGCUAUUCCAACGAGGCCGGCCCGUCUUCUUCUGGCGGCUACCGCUUUGGCGGCUCCAACAAUCCUCCCGUGACACGUCCCUCUACGGCAGUGUUUCGAGAUCAAAUAACCAAUACCCGUCCAACUGUUGAGUUUGAUUUCGUCGAUAAUACACCGAGUCCAUCUUCGGCUAUUCUGGGCUCUUUGAGAUCCAAGCUGUCUCUCCGUCCGAAAUCUCAGAAACCUCAGCCAGCUCGUUUUGGCCACUUCAAAGCUGCAGCCGCCUUGGGAGCUAAAUGUCUCCGAAUCAAAGCUCCGCCAUCCAAGUCUCAGAACAGCAAUCAGAUAUGGGCCUUGUCCAGAAACGAGACUGGAGGCGUCUUGACUCCCUCCGAGGCCGAGCUGAUCGAAUCCGCUCGCGGAGAAAUCAUGGAUCGUCGCCGUUCUCCUGAAGAAAUGGAACACAAGCGUAAAGUCUUGUUCAUUGUAAUCGUUCUCUCCUCUAUCGUUUUUCCCUUGAUAGGAUUCCUUGCUCUCCUCGGCAAAUUUGACUCGACCGUUUGCUGGUACGCACUUGGCGAGAUGAAAGGCUUUACCAAAGAGCAGCGAGGCAUGCUCAUGCAGCAGCUUCUUGUCGAGACGUUCAUCUACACGGUCUUGAUCAUCUUCCUGUCCCUUCAUUUUUCAGGCCACCUCUGA
This is a messenger RNA of Trichoderma asperellum CBS 433.97, 2397 nucleotides long. NCBI's taxonomy places the organism in Eukaryota, Fungi, Ascomycota, Sordariomycetes, Hypocreales, Hypocreaceae. The record is from RefSeq and is a predicted model, not a curated record.